This is a messenger RNA of Microplitis mediator, 1925 nucleotides long. RefSeq names its product putative carbonic anhydrase 3. Gene Ontology annotation, cellular component: cytoplasm. The coding region runs from base 213 to 1088 and encodes 291 amino acids. The transcript has 6 exons. The record is from RefSeq and is a predicted model, not a curated record. Gene Ontology annotation, molecular function: zinc ion binding; carbonate dehydratase activity. NCBI's taxonomy places the organism in Eukaryota, Metazoa, Arthropoda, Insecta, Hymenoptera, Braconidae.
CAUCUUCAGUCGCAACUCUGUCGCCGAGCGAUACGGACCUAUAAACUUUUUUCAUUUUUUUAUUUGCAAUCUUAAUUUUUAAUUUUUUUUAUAAAUUCAAACUUGUAAUAAAUUUUCAAACUAUCAAAGUGACGAAUCAGAAUUUUUCAGUUUUAAUUUUCCGUCAUAAAUUAAAAUAAAAUUUUUUUUAAGUUUGUAAUUAUUGACCAAAAAUGUUAUUAGUUUACAUUGUAAUUAUUGUUGCAAAUAUUUGUGUGAGUAAAAGUCAUGACUGGGGUUACACGGCAGAAAAUGGUCCAAGCACAUGGCCCGGCUUGUGUAAAAAUGGUAAAAGACAAUCACCAAUAAAUAUUGAGACAGACAAUACACUAAAAGAUGAUUUAGGAUCAUUAAAAUUUUUACAUUACGACUAUGCGUACACUGGGGUAUUAACAAAUACUGGGCAUAAUGUACAAAUAACAUUGUCUGGUGUACCAAUAUUUUUAAGUGGUGGUGGAUUAAUGUCGACUUAUGUACUUGAGCAAAUGCACUUUCAUUGGGGUGCUGAGCAUACAAUUGACAAUACACGUGAUGCACUAGAACUGCAUUUAGUACAUCGCGAUAAACAAUACGAAAAUGUGUCAAUUGCAUCACAGUAUGAUAACGGGAUUGCUGUUGUUGCUGUUUUAUUCAAGCUUACGGAUGAUGACAAUGACAAUCUUUAUGCAAUAUUAAAAGCUGCUGAAUCAGUAUCGCAGUGGGUCGGAAAGAGUAGUAUUCAAAUCCAACGUAAAGUUAUACCGAUCCAUCUAUUACCUAAUGAUCGGACAACGUUUUUUCGUUAUACCGGUUCAUUAACAACUCCUGGGUGUCAAGAGUCGGUUACGUGGUUCGUUAUGACGGAAAAAUUAACGAUAUCUGACUCACAGGUUAAAAUUUUAAAAAAUGUUCAAACGCACAAUGGAACUCUAAAUAUAAACUAUCGUCCGACUCAAGAAAUCGGUAACCGUAAAGUAUAUCACCAUCUACUAGGCUACUCAUCUUCACCAGUUAUUACCUCUAACCUAAUAAUCCUCGUCUGCACAAUAAUCUUUACUAAAGUUUUCUAGUCUUCGUCAUCCCUUCCAUUCCUCCCCUUUAUCAAUUAAUCAAAUAAACCAAAUAUCAAUCAAAUACAUCAAUUAAUAAACUAAUAAAUAAAAUCUAGUCCACUUCCAACGAAAAUAAAAUAAACUCAGGUUUUAUAAAUUUUAUUCAUCUGGAAUACAAUUAUUAAUAUAAUAAUAUAUUAUAAUUAAUUUACAAAAAUUUAUUAUAAAUUUUCUUAAUUCUUGCUUUUCUUUUUUUACAUUUUGUCAUUUUUAAAUCAUUAUUAUUAUUAUUAUUAUUAUUAUUAUUACGAUUUUGACGAAUUUUAUUACAAUUCAUGUUUGUUGUCAACUCAAUUGAUAAAUUACGUUCAUCAUUAAUAUCUUGCCAAUUAUUAUCAUUCUGUCCCAAUUCAUUAUUAUUACUAUUAUUAUUAUUAUUAUUAUUAUUAUUAUUAUUAUUAUUAUUAUGAUUUAUGACACUACGUACAUUAACUGCGUACGUACAAUUUUUUUCCAAAUUUUUUAUGUCAAAUCUAGUCUUCUGUAAGAACAAAGAAAAAAUAAAAAAAAAUGAAUUUUAAUAAAACUCAUUUCUAUUUUUAAACAUAAGUAAUUAAUUUUACCUGUGUGAUAUGGGACAGCGAAGAAGGUGCAAUAAGAUUGGGAGUUAUUUUAGAAUUAUGAAAAGUGCUGCAAGAUUCAAGUUUCCAAGAUACAUUGUAACUAUGAGCUUCGGUGUCAAUUGGCCAAACUAAUCUAGCGUCAACUUCGUCAUUGCAAUGACAAAUUAAUCUACGAACUCGUAAGCCUGCAUGGUGGCGUUCACAUCUGCCUGCAUGGCCAUCUACGUCGGCU